UAUGAUGCACUGCAAUAUCCCAUUAUAUUUUGGCAAGGUGAAGAUGGCUACGAUUUCUCAAUAAAAAUGAUAAAUCCCAUUGCAGGUUCUGAAACCAACAAAAAAGUCAGUUCAAUGAACUAUUAUUCAUACCGCCUAAUGAUUCGGGAAAAUGAAGAUAAUCACAUAUUGAAAUGUCGGCGAUUAUAUCACAAAUAUGUUGUUGACAUGUAUGUUAAAAUUGAAACGGAAAGAUUAACAUUCAUCAGGUUGAAUCAAACCAAACUCCGAUCUGAAGAGUAUAUUCACCUUCGAGAUGCGAUUAAUACUGAUGGAAAUGCACAGAAUGUCGGUCGGAUGACUAUUCUUCCAGCAACAUACAUCGGAAGCCCUCGGCAUAUGCACGAAUAUGCUCAAGAUGCCAUGUCGUAUGUUCGUCAUUAUGGUACAGCAGAUUUGUUCAUCACAUUUACAUGCAAUCCGCAAUGGAUAGAAAUCAAUCAGGAGUUAUUCUCUGGGCAAUCACCCAUUGAUCGUCAUGAUAUUACAGCCAGAGUCUUUAGACAAAAGUUGAAAUCUUUAAUGGAUUUCAUCGUAAAACAUAAUGUGUUUGGUGAGACACGCUGCUGGAUGUAUUCUGUGGAGUGGCAGAAACGAGGAUUGCCACAUGCACACAUUUUGAUUUGGUUGGUUGAAAAUAUAAGGCCAAAUGAAGUUGAUGCAGUGAUAUCAGCUGAAAUCCCUAAUGUACAAGUAGAUCCUGGAUUGCAUGAGGUAGUUAUCAAAAACAUGAUACAUGGUCCCUGUGGAACUCUUAAUCAAAAUUCACCGUGUAUGAUGGAUGGUAAAUGUUCAAAACGAUAUCCACGGACAUUAAUAUCGGAAACAAUUACUGGUAAUGACGGUUAUCCAUUGUAUCGUCGCAGAUCGACAGCAGACAAUGGAAAAUCAACAAUUGUCAAAUUAAAUCAACAAGAUAUUGAAAUAGAUAAUCGUUGGAUUGUUCCAUAUUCACCCAUUUUAUCAAAGACAUUCAAAGCACACAUCAACGUUGAAUCUUGCCAUUCAGUGAAAUCUAUUAAAUACAUUUGCAAAUAUGUAGCCAAAGGGAGUGAUAUGGCUGUGAUUGGAAUUGGUGCAGAGAAUUCCAAUGAUGAAGUUACCCAAUACCAAAUGGGCCGCUAUGUCAGUAGUAAUGAAGCAGUUUGGCGAAUAUUUUCUUUUCCUAUUCAUGAGAGACACCCUUCUGUUGUUCACUUAGCUGUGCAUUUAGAAAAUGGACAAAGAGUGUAUUUUACAGCACAGAACGCAGUACAAAGAGCUGCUCAGCCACCAUCUACUACAUUAACCAGUUUUUUUGAGACAUGCCAAAACGAUGAUUUCGCACAAACUUGCUAUAUUCUGAAAUGCCAAAAUAUUAUACCUGGAAUCAAUCCUCAAGGAGAUUUAUACGACGGAAACAAGGAAAACCAGUUCCAGGAUAUACAGAUGUAUAUUCCACCGAUGCGAUUGGCCGGAUUUAUUCAAGAAGCCUGUCAACGUUUGCAAUUGCUUGAAAAUGACGCUCAUUGGGAUCAAACUCUCAAUGAUGCUGUAAUAUCAUCACACGCUCAUCAAAUACGAACAUUGUUUUCUAUAAUCAUAUCUACAUGCUUCCCAUCAAACCCAAUUGAUUUGUGGAUCAAGCCUGACCGCGCCAAUCGUCCAAUGCAUGACGCUUUUAACCAAGAGUUGCAUCGAGAAAGACUGUAUGAUCUCAACGAUUUGAAAGAAUUAAUUCAAACAAAUCUUCCACUGUUAAAUGAACAACAGAAGUAUGUAUUUGAAACUCUUAUGAAAGUAACAAAUGAUGAAACUGGAGGGAUUUACUUCUUAGAUGCACCUGGUGGUACAGGAAAAACUUUUUUGAUUUCAUUAAUAUUAGCAACAAUUCGCUCACAAAAUAAAAUUGCACUUGCACUCGCUUCGUCGGGAAUCGCAGCAACUUUGCUUGAAGGUGGUCGAACAGCCCAUUCAGCACUAAAAUUGCCAUUAAAUAUGCAUAGCAAUGAAACUCCAACCUGCAACGUUUCGAAGAACUCUGCAAUGGCAAAGGUUUUGCAGCAAUGUAAAUUGAUUGUUUGGGAUGAAUGCACGAUGGCACAUAAAAAAUCUUUGGAGGCUUUGGACAGAACCUUAAAAGAUCUACGGAGCAAUAAUAACCGAUUUGGUGGUGCAAUGAUUUUAUUAGCAGGAGAUUUUCGUCAAACAUUGCCGGUGAUUCCACGAUCAACGCCAGCUGAUGAACUCAAUGCAUGUCUAAAGUCCUCCAGUUUGUGGAAACAUGUCAAAGUACUUCAUUUAAGCAAGAAUAUGCGUGUCGAGUUGCAAAAUGACCAAUCUGGAAACAUAUUCUCUAAACAACUCAUUGACAUUGGUAAUGGCAAAUUUCCUAUAGACAUGUUGACUGGCUGCAUUAACUUUCCUCUAAGUUUUUGUCAGUUAACUCGAUCAAAAGAUGAACUUAUUCAGAAGGUGUUUCCAGAUGUUUCUCAAAAUUACAGAAACCAUGAUUGUCAACUAUCCACCGGAAUUUUUAAACUCGCUGGAUUUGCCAGGAUUGCCACCUCACAAUCUUCAAUUAAAGGUUGGAUCGGUGGUUAUAAUGUUGCGAAAUAUCAACCAACCGCGUCUUUGCAACGGUACACGGUUAGCGAUAAAAAAUUACUAAACAAUGUGAUAGAAGCAACUAUACUCAAAGGAAAGUAUAAAGGAGAAGAUGUUCUCAUACCGCGCAUCCCAAUGAUUCCGACUGAUGUGCCAUUUGAGUUUAAACGACUACAGUUUCCAGUGCGUCUUGCUUUUGCUAUGACUAUAAACAAGUCACAGGGGCAAUCAUUAAGUGUUUGUGGUAUUAAUCUAGAAAACCCAUGUUUCUCACAUGGUCAAUUGUAUGUUGCCUGUUCCCGUGUUGGAAAACCAUCAGAUUUGUUUAUCUAUGCGCCAGGUAAUCAAACAAGAAACAUCGUAUACCACAAAGUACUACAAUGAUAAUAAUAAUAAUUAUGAUUCACAUGAUUAACAAUAA
Aphis gossypii (cotton aphid) is the source of this 3046-nucleotide messenger RNA. RefSeq lists its product as uncharacterized. The record is from RefSeq and is a predicted model, not a curated record. Gene Ontology annotation, biological process: DNA repair; telomere maintenance. Gene Ontology annotation, molecular function: DNA helicase activity. Lineage: Eukaryota; Metazoa; Arthropoda; Insecta; Hemiptera; Aphididae. The coding region runs from base 67 to 3009 and encodes 980 amino acids. The transcript is spliced from 5 exons.